AUGGCCCUGCGGCCACUUCGCAUCCUCUGCUUCGGCGACUCACUCACAGCCGGCUAUACCCAGGAUGGCUUACAAUACCAUCCCUACCUCCACAUGGUGCGCCGGAAACUGCAAGAGGCCUUUCCGGGAUUGCAGGUCGACAUCGAAGCGGAUGGCAUGGACGGCGGGCUCACACAACACUUCUCCAGUCGGCUGCGGACGGUCUACCGCGAGCGAGGCACGCCACAAGAUAGCAUCUUCGACUGGGUGAUCGUGCUCGGCGGUACAAAUGACCUAGCCAUCAACAGUCGGCCAGAAACCAUAUUCGAACAUCUCGAGCGCACGUGGUCCUUUGCGAAGAUGCGAAAGACCAAGGUGUUGGCACUCACUGUUCCCGAGGUAGCCAUUCUACGACGGCCAGGCGAUCCGGUAAACCGCAUCAACAAGCGCCGCGACGAGCUCAACUCGUUGAUCCUCGGCUACACAAGCUCGAAUUUCCAUGCGUUUGACUUUAAAAAGGCCUUUUCAUACGAAGACAUGUCCGCCGACGAGCGUAGACGCUACUGGGACGACGCCGUGCACUUCUCACCCGACGGUUACGACCGCAUGGGUGAACUUGUCGCCGAGUCUCUCAUUGGCAUCCUUAAGGCAGAAGAAAGCGCUGCCGCCGGCCCAGAGCCAACAACACUCUCUACGGUGCGUCCCCGGAAACGCAAGAUGUUCCGAGAUGAUGAUGUGAACUUCGAUGAAGAGAAGCUGGGGCCGGACGAGCUCCGCCACGGUUAUGUAGUUGUACGGCGAGUGGACCUCGACUAG
Sporothrix brasiliensis 5110 is the source of this 795-nucleotide messenger RNA. RefSeq names its product lipase, gdsl. Gene Ontology annotation, molecular function: phosphatidylcholine lysophospholipase A1 activity. The transcript has 2 exons. The coding region runs from base 1 to 795 and encodes 264 amino acids. The record is from RefSeq and is a predicted model, not a curated record. Lineage: Eukaryota; Fungi; Ascomycota; Sordariomycetes; Ophiostomatales; Ophiostomataceae.